Molecule: messenger RNA, 753 nt
Organism: Dalotia coriaria
Lineage: Eukaryota; Metazoa; Arthropoda; Insecta; Coleoptera; Staphylinidae
Product: nicotinamide riboside kinase 1
Exons: 1
Coding region: 1-681 (226 amino acids)
Cellular component (GO): cytoplasm
Molecular function (GO): ribosylnicotinamide kinase activity; ATP binding
Source: RefSeq, a predicted model, not a curated record
AUGAAUGGAAAAUAUUUAGUGAUUGGUAUAACAGGGGUAACUUGUGGAGGAAAAACAAGUCUUAGUAAAAAACUCAUUAAUCUAAUAAACCAGCAUGCCCAAUAUUCCAAAUUUAAAAUAAAUGUGAAAGUGAUUUCCCAAGAUGACUAUUUUCUUGAUGUUGAAGACAAGAGGCAUGUAUGGGUUGAAGAAAUUCAACAUAUACACUUUGAUAUCAUAACCAGUAUAGACAUGGAUCAGAUGUAUAAAGAUAUAUUAACAAUAAUUGCAAAUCAACCACAUUAUGCAGAGCAUAAAUCUGCACAAGAAAAUGGCUCCCAAGACAAAAACCAAGAAUUAAUAUUAUUCCUUCAAGGUUUACAAAGGGAUGUAAACAUUUUAAUCAUAGAAGGAUUUUCAAUCUAUGAACAUGCAGAAGUUUAUGAACUAUGUGACCUGAAGUAUUUUUUUACCUUGGACUAUGAGGAAUGUAAACGUCGGCGGCUGCUUCGUGUCUACGAACCUCCGGAUUGCCCUGGGUAUUUCGAACUUUGCGUUUGGCCGGAAUAUCUGAAAUACUUGCAGUUAGUUCAAGUUAAAUCGGAGGAAAAUAAAGCAAGGGGUGUUACAUUCUUUGAAUCAAACAGUGUGGAUAGAAGUGUUCAAGUCUUCAAAGAUAUUUUUCAACAAUUAAAAAACUAAUAUUGCAGGAAUAAAUUAUUAUUGUACAAUAUUUUUAAUCUUUGGCUAUUCAAUAAAAACAAUAAUUCAGGA